GCGACAAGGGCAACGUUGACCGCCUCCACUCCAACUCGUGACUUCGCGAGGGAUGAAGCCGUCCUUGUUCGUUGUUCUCGUCUACGGAGCGCUCCUCGUAUCUGGCCAAGUCACCACCACCAACGCUCCCGCCCUUCCCACUACACUACACCAAUCCGCCGUCCCAGUCACAACCACCCUCACCACUCCUACCGUGACGACUCCUCCUGCCGUCAAGACCGACCCGCCGAAACCCACAGAUGCACCACGACCAAGUACCUCUGUAGCAAUCGCGACUCCAGAGUUGCAAGUGGAGCAAGCAUUAACGCAAUCCUCCACAGGCGUCCCGUUAGUCAAACCUUCCAUCGAGUCACCUCCAUCACCUGCCGUCACUACGAAGAGCGAAGACUCACCCCGCAAUUCCACCACGUACGUCAUCGUCGGAGGUGUGGUGGUCGGGGUAGUCGUACUCGGACUGGCCGUGUUCUUUCUACGCCGCCGCCGCCGGUGCGGGGAAAGUGAAGACGACAACGAGGUACGUUUCGACGCAGCUCAUACGUCCAAAGUCAACGAAGGAUAUGCGCCACCCGUUCGAGUCUUAUCUCCAGAGCCAUUCAAACCUGUGAGCAACGGUGCAACAUCAUCCAACACCUCCACCAUAUCGUCGAGGCAGAUGAAAGCAACCACCGACCACGCCGUGAUCGAUGUGACCCCGGCAGUGGACGAUCAUGGGAAUGUUGCUCCCACCAACUUCGAGACCGAGACCACCACGGGUUUCUUUACCUGGCAAAGCUCAUCUCGCCAAAUGACCGCGCCGAUAGCAGCGCCAACUACUGGAGCUUGGUCCACUACCCGCCAGUCAUGGACGAGUGAAGGAAGCUCCAAGGCUAGUAGUCCGUCAUCGUCCACAUCGCAUGGAGUAUCGGCGACGACCAACCCAUGGGCCGCCGCAGGUCGCUCCAACAGCUACGCCAGCGUCGAAUUCGAUCGGCCGAGCUAUGGUGGGAGUAGCUACGGCAGUCGACACAGCCACGGGUCGUUCCUGUCUGACCAAGAAGGCAUGUUCAGUCCCCAGAGUCAUGCUGCGCAUCCUCAGAGUUUCUCGGCGGCGUCGUCGUCCUAUGACAGCUUUGUGGGGAAACAAUAGAAAAUCCCUUGUCUUUCGACAGCUAUUCCAGGAAAAUAAGCCGUCAUAACGAUAGAACUGGACAAGACCAACAGAAGUUACGGUUCAAAAUUUCGAUUGGCGAAAAAUUGAUCGAGUAAUAGAAUUUAAACCAACCAGCCUUUUUGUAUGGAAA
Aphanomyces astaci is the source of this 1280-nucleotide messenger RNA. RefSeq lists its product as hypothetical. Lineage: Eukaryota; Oomycota; Saprolegniomycetes; Saprolegniales; Verrucalvaceae. The record is from RefSeq and is a predicted model, not a curated record. Bases 53 to 1126 code for a protein of 357 amino acids. The transcript has a single exon.